Molecule: messenger RNA, 1623 nt
Organism: Ornithodoros turicata
Lineage: Eukaryota; Metazoa; Arthropoda; Arachnida; Ixodida; Argasidae
Product: lactosylceramide 4-alpha-galactosyltransferase-like
Exons: 4
Coding region: 92-1105 (337 amino acids)
Biological process (GO): glycosphingolipid biosynthetic process
Molecular function (GO): hexosyltransferase activity
Source: RefSeq, a predicted model, not a curated record
UAUAUGCGUUUUACGAGUUCCUCAUGUCCUUCAAUUGUGUGUCAGUAAUGGAAGAUUAAAUGAGCAGCGACGCAGUUGAUGAAGUGGAGACAUGGCUGCGGCUGGAACGCAUCUCUGUUGGCUUUGCGUCGCUUCGCUGGCGUUUCUUGGCUUCUUGCUUGUUAGCGUCUCGGAAGACACAAUUGGUGACAGCAGCAAAGACACAUUGCAGGGAAGACUUGGCAGCGCAAAAUUUUUGCCUUGUCUCAACGCCACUAUCAUAGGAAAUGAUUCUAUAAUGUUUGUGGAGAGCAGCGGAAAGUCCAACCUCGACGGUCGAACGUCAUGUGCCCUGGAGUCAACAGCCAAGCAUAAUCCAGGGAGGACAGUCAUCCUUUGGUACCAUGGCGAACCCUUUCUGAACAGCAAUCCUUUCCUGCGGGUGCUGAAAAACCUCCCUAACGUUGUGUUGCAAAAUAUUAAGUUGGAGGAUACGUUCAAAGAUACUCCUCUGGAACCAUGGUACGCGAGGGGGAUCAUUAACCGGAGUCUAUAUCCCACUGUUCAUCUCUCCGAUGCCCUCCGCCUAGUUCUUCUCUACAAGUAUGGAGGAGCCUACAUGGAUAUUGAUAUCGUCGAUCUCAAGCCUCUCACUGGUCUCAAGAAUUGCAUCUCGGAAUCACAUCAGGACAUGGUCGCGAACGGCUUCUUGUUUUUCGAACGCCAGCACGCUUUCCUCCUGCGCUGCAUGCAACGGUUCUCACGGACAUAUAGCCCAGCCCGGUGGGCAGAAAAUGGCCCAAGAAUUAUCCGUCGCGUGAUACUAAACACGUGCAAGAGGAAACAAGUCAGGAGUGUCGUCGGACGUACGUGCGAAGGCGUCACUGUGUUGCCAAGAAAACUUUUGCUCCCGAUAUCGUACCACGGCUGGCGUUAUUACGUCUCUCCGCGGCUCGCUGGGGCAGCAUGGAAAGCUCAUAAUGAAAGCUACGUAAUGCAUGUCUUCGGGGCACAUAGCCGCAAAAUAAAGCUGAGAGAAGGCGAUGGAUCUGCAUAUGGACAAGCGGCCAAGUUGCAUUGUCCGAUGUCCUUCAGGACUGCUGUGGAACACUAUGGUGUUUUCUAGAGAAUUGCGUACUGCAUUCCUGAAGAUGUGCUGUUAUUGUAUGUGAUGCAUCCUAGGAGUGACUGCGAGGAUGUCGCCGCCAGCACCACAAGUCUUGCAAUGAACGUGGAAGCUACAUUGCAUCCAUUUACCUGCUUUGGGCAAAGCAAGAUAAUGCGCGUUGGUUUCUAGUGCCGGAGAAGUGUUAUGUCUACACAAAGAGCCCAGAUGUUUCGCGUGAGCAUGGUCGCAGUAUGCGAAGGGUUUGUAUGCCCCUUUGUUUUCCAGCUACGCGACCUCACAAGACCUCUCGACAUUACGUGGGCCUCUCGUGGACAUUACAAGUGGCUUUUCAUAUCCUGAUUUUAUAGGUACAUCCGCCAGAUAUGCUUCAUGUUGAAACCGUUUUUAUAUAUUUUUUUUUUGUUGCUCACAUCAUCUCUAGCCCUAAACGUACUGAAUGCAUGCUAAUGUAAUGCGACUCACUAUAAAUAUUCACCCAAUGAAUAAACAUUCGAGUCCGGUGUGACAUUUUGCGG